Talpa occidentalis (Iberian mole) is the source of this 6855-nucleotide messenger RNA. It is a transcript of the gene DOCK8, whose product is annotated as dedicator of cytokinesis 8. Gene Ontology annotation, biological process: positive regulation of GTPase activity; positive regulation of T cell migration; small GTPase-mediated signal transduction. Gene Ontology annotation, molecular function: guanyl-nucleotide exchange factor activity. Lineage: Eukaryota; Metazoa; Chordata; Mammalia; Eulipotyphla; Talpidae. Bases 294 to 6395 code for a protein of 2033 amino acids. The transcript has 48 exons. The record is from RefSeq and is a predicted model, not a curated record. Gene Ontology annotation, cellular component: cell leading edge.
CCACAGUACUUUUUUGUGCUGAUAGUAUAUUAAGUGGUUUGAAUGACAAGGCAUUAGAAGCCCAGCAUAAGGAGGUGAUAAGGACUUUCCAGAGGGUGUAUGGAGCUCUAUUGGUGAUUUUAUUCCCAGCUCCUGUGUGGCUGUUUUCUUCAGCGGAAGUAAGGAAACAGUUUACUCUCCCACCAAACCUUGGCCAGUACCAUCGACAAAGCCUAAGUACUUCUGGCUUCCCCUCUCUUCAACUACCUCAGUUUUAUGACCCAGUGGAACCAGGGGACUUUGAAGGACUUCUGAUGACACACCUGAACAGCCUGGAUGUGGAGCUUGCUCAGGAGCUGGAUGACUUUGCCCAAGACGACUUGGAUGUGGAGUUCAAACCAAAGGAAUGUCGGACUUUGCAGCCGUCUUUGCCAGAGGAAGGGGUUGAACUGGACCCUCACGUCAGGGACUGUGUUCAGACAUAUGUUCGGGAGUGGCUGAUUGUGAACCAGAAAAACCAAGGAAGUUCGGAGGUUUGCGCCUUUAAAAAGACUGGAUCCCGGAAAGAUUUUCACAAGACGCUGCAGAAACAGACGUUUGAGUCAGAAACCUUGGAGUGCAGUGAACCCAGCGCGCAGGCAGGUCCCCUUCACAUAAAUGUGCUCUGUGAUGUGUCUGGGAAAGGCCCCCUCACUGCCUGUGACUUCACCCUUCGCAACCUGCAGCCAGACCACCGGCUGGAAAACCUUCUGCAACACGUGAAUGCUGAAGACUUUGAGAAGCAGAAUGAAGAAGCCAGGAGGACAAAUCGGCAGGCUGAGCUCUUUGCCCUUUAUCCAUCUGUGGAUGAGGAGGAUGCUGUGGAAAUACGUCCGGUACCAGAAUGCCCUAAGGAACAUCUGGGCAACAGAAUAUUGGUGAAGUUGCUGACCCUGAAGUUUGAGAUUGAAAUUGAGCCUCUGUUUGCCAGCAUUGCCCUCUAUGAUGUUAAAGAAAGGAAAAAGAUCUCAGAAAAUUUUCAUUGUGACCUGAACUCUGACCAGUUCAAAGGAUUCCUGCGUGCUCACACACCCUCUGUUGCCACAUCUAGUCAGGCAAGAUCUGCAGUGUUCUCCGUCACCUACCCAUCCUCAGAUAUCUACCUGGUCAUCAAGAUUGAAAAAGUCCUUCAGCAAGGAGAGAUUGGAGACUGUGCAGAACCCUACAUGGUUAUCAAAGAAAGUGAUGGUGGAAAGAGUAAAGAAAAGGUUGAAAAACUGAAACUUCAGGCUGAAGCCUUCUGUCAGCGUUUGGGGAAAUACCGCAUGCCUUUUGCCUGGGCUACCAUAAGCUUAUCAAGCUUCUUCAAUGUCUCUACCCUGGAAAGGGAGGUAACCGAUGUGGAGUCCAUGGUUGGGAGAAAUUCUGUGGGUGAUCGAAGAACUCUGUCCCAAUCUCGAAGGGCUGCUGAAAGAACUCUCUCCUUGGAGGAAAAUGGGGUUGGAUCCAACUUCAAGGCCACCCCCAUGACCAUAAACAGCUUUUUCAAGCAGGAGGGAGAUCGCCUUAGUGAUGAAGAUGUAUUCAAGUUUUUAGCUGACUACAAAAGAUCUUCAUCCUUACAGAGAAGAGUCAAGUCAAUUCCAGGCUUACUCAGAAUGGAGAUUUCUCCAGCUCCAGAGGUAAUUAGUUGUUGUCUGACUCCUGAAAUGCUGCCAGUGAGACCUUUUCCUGAAAACUGCACACGUCCACACAAAGAAAUUUUAGAAUUCCCAACCCGGGAAGUGUACAUCCCUCAUACUGUGUACAGAAACCUUCUCUACGUCUACCCACAGAGGCUUAACUUUGCUAACAAACUAGCAUCUGCCCGGAACAUUACCAUAAAGAUCCAGUUUAUGUGUGGAGAGGAUGCCAGCUAUGCUAUGCCGGUGAUCUUUGGAAAAUCCAGUGGGCCUGAAUUUCUGCAGGAAGUGUAUACAGCUAUCACAUACCAUAAUAAGUCUCCUGACUUUUAUGAAGAAGUGAAAAUUAAACUCCCUGCCAAGCUCACAGUAAAUCACCACCUCCUGUUCACCUUCUAUCAUAUCAGCUGUCAGCAGAAGCAAGGAGCCUCCGUAGAAAGUCUCGUAGGAUAUUCAUGGCUGCCAAUUCUCUUAAAUGAACGUCUUCAAACAGGAUCCUACUGUCUCCCAGUUGCCUUGGAAAGGCUUCCACCGAACUACUCCAUGCAUUCUGCAGAGAAAGUCCCUCCACAGAAUCCUCCCAUUAAGUGGGCUGAAGGACAUAAGGGAGUAUUUAAUAUUGAAGUGCAAGCUAUUUCUUCUGUUCAUACCCAGGACAAUCACCUGGAGAAGUUCUUCACCCUCUGCCACUCUCUGGAGAGCCAGGUGACCUUCCCCAUCCGUGUGCUGGAUCAGAAAAUCUCUGAGACAAUGCUGGAGCAUGAGCUGAAGCUCAGCAUCAUCUGCCUCAACUCCUCCCGUCUGGAGCCCCUUGUGCUUUUCUUGCACCUGGUUCUGAACAAGCUCUUCCAGCUGUCUGUGCAGCCCAUGGUCAUUGCCGGCCAGACAGCCAAUUUCUCCCAGUUUGCCUUCGAAUCCGUGGUGGCCAUCGCUAACAGUCUGCACAACAGCAAAGAACUGAGCAAAGACCUACACGGGAGGAACUGCUUGUUGGCCUCCUACGUGCACUACGUUUUCCGCCUGCCGGAGGUGCAGAGGGACAUGCCCAAGUCAGGCAGCUCCACCGCUAUCCCUGAGCCCCGCCACCGUACAUUAGGACGCGUGUCUGCUGCCACUGCGAGUUCCAAGCUACUUCAGGCCCGGGUGAUAAGCAGCAGUAAUCCAGACCUUGCAGGGACACACUGUGCAGCAGAUGAGGAGGUGAAGAACAUCAUGUCUUCAAAGAUUGCUGAUCGUAACUGCAACCGGAUGUCUUACUAUAGCUCUGUCAAUAACGAUGUUCCCAGUUCCGCUGCAGUCCCCAGGCCAGUCAGCAAAAAGCAUUUCCAUGAAGAACUUGCCCUGCAGAUGGUGGUCAGCACUGGAAUGGUGAGAGAAACGGUCUUCAAGUAUGCCUGGUUCUUCUUUGAGCUUCUGGUGAAAAGCAUGGCCCAGUAUGUACAUAACAUGGAUAAACAGGACCAUUCUCGGAAGACACGUUUUUCCGACCGUUUCCAAGAUGACAUAAGGACUAUUGUUAAUGUGGUCACCUCGGAGAUUGCAGCCCUUUUAAUAAAACCUCAGAAGGAAAAUGAACAGGCAGAGAAGAUGAACAUCAGUCUGGCUUUCUUUUUGUAUGACCUUCUCUCACUCAUGGAUCGUGGCUUUGUGUUUGACCUCAUCAAACAUUAUUGCAGCCAGCUGUCAGCCAAGCUUAACAACCUUCCAACGCUCAUUUCCAUGAGGCUAGAGUUCCUGAGAAUUCUCUGCAGUCAUGAGCAUUACCUCAAUCUGAACCUCUUCUUUAUGAACGCUGAUACUGCUCCAGUAUCUCCCUGUCCCUCCAUAUCUUCUCAGAACUCCAGUUCCUGCUCCAGUUUCCAGGACCAAAAGAUUGCCAACAUGUUUGAUCUGACUUCUGAUUACCGCCAGCAGCACUUUCUCACUGGACUUCUCUUUACUGAACUAUCUGCUGCCCUGGAUUCUGAAGGGGAAGGGAUGAGCAAAGUGCAAAGGAAAGCCGUCAGUGCCAUCCAGAGCUUGCUGAGUACUCAUGACCUGGACCCACGUUGUGCCAAACCAGAGGUGAAGGUCAAAAUUGCUGCCCUUUACCUGCCUUUGGUUGGCAUCAUUUUGGAUGCUUUGCCACAGCUGUAUGACUUUACAGCAGUAGAUGCCCGUAGUGGGAAAAAUCGCACCAAUGGCUCCGAUGAAGAAGAAGGGAGUAGUGCAAUUAACCAGAAUGUGGCAUUGGCCAUCGCUGGCAAUCAUUUUAACUUGAAAACAAGUGGAGCAAUGGUGUCUUCCUUGCCCUACAAGCAGUACAACAUGCUGAAUGCUGACACCACCAGAAACCUCAUGAUCUGCUUCCUCUGGAUCAUGAAAAAUGCAGACCAGACCCUCAUUAGGAAGUGGAUUGCUGACCUGCCGUCAAUGCAACUAAACAGGAUUUUAGAUCUCCUUUUCAUCUGUGUCUCAUGUUUUGAGUACAAGGGAAAACAGAGUUCUGACAAAGUCAGUACCCAAGUCCUGCAGAAGUCACGGGAUGCCAAGGCCAGGCUGGAAGAGGCCCUGCUCCGCGGGGAAGGGGCCAGAGGGGAGAUGAUGCGGCGCUGCCGGGCUCCAGGGAAUGACCGAUUUCCAGGCCUAAAUGAAAAUUUGAGAUGGAAGAAAGAGCAGACACAUUGGCGGCAAGCUAACGAGAAACUAGAUAAAACAAAGGCAGAGUUAGAUCAAGAAGCCUUGAUCAGUGGUAAUCUGGCUACAGAAGCAAAUUUAAUCAUCCUGGAUAUGCAGGAAAACAUUAUCCAGGCAAGUUCUGCUCUGGACUGUAAAGACAGCCUGCUGGGAGGUGUCCUAAGGGUCCUGGUGAAUUCUCUGAGCUGUGAUCAGAGCACCACCUACCUGACUCACUGCUUCGCGACUCUCCGAGCUCUUAUUGCCAAGUUUGGAGACUUGCUGUUUGAGGAGGAGGUGGAGCAGUGUGCAGACCUGUGCCAGCGAGUGCUGCACCACUGCAGCAGCAGCAUGGAUGUCACCCGGAGCCAAGCCUGUGCAACCCUUUAUCUCCUGAUGAGAUUCAGCUUUGGAGCCACCACUCAGAAUUUUGCAAGAGUAAAGAUGCAGGUAACCAUGUCUCUGGCAUCUUUAGUGGGCAAAGCACCAGAUUUUAAUGAGGAACACCUCAGAAAAUCCUUGAGGACAAUUUUGGCCUACGCAGAGGAAGACACAGCCAUGCAGACCACACCUUUCCCCGCCCAGAUAGAAGAACUUCUCUGCAAUCUGAAUAGCAUCUUAUAUGACACAGUGAAAAUGAGGGAAUUUCAGGAAGAUCCUGAAAUGCUUAUGGAUCUCAUGUACAGAAUUGCUAAGAGUUACCAGACAUCUCCUGAUCUGCGGCUGACCUGGCUCCAGAACAUGGCAGAGAAACAUACCAAGAAGAAGUGCUACACAGAGGCCGCCAUGUGCCUGGUACACGCAGCUGCCUUAGUGGCAGAGUAUCUGAGUAUGCUGGAGGACCACAGCUACCUGCCCGUGGGUAGCGUCAGCUUCCAGAAUAUCUCUUCCAAUGUGCUUGAGGAGUCUGCGGUCUCUGACGACACCCUGUCACCAGAUGAGGACGGUGUGUGCUCGGGGCGGUACUUUACUGAGAACGGCCUGGUGGUCCUCCUGGAACAGGCGGUGGAGCUCUUCAGCAUGGGAGGAUUGUACGAGACAGUUAACGAGGUCUACAAGCUGGUCAUCCCCAUUCUGGAAGCACAUCGAGAUUUUCAGAAGCUGACUUCUACCCAUGACAAGCUGCAGAAGGCCUUCGACAGCAUCAUCAGCAAGGGUCACAAGAGAAUGUUUGGAACCUACUUUCGAGUGGGUUUCUAUGGAUCCAAAUUUGGGGAUUUAGAUGAGCAAGAAUAUGUUUACAAAGAACCUGCAAUUACCAAGCUUCCUGAGAUCUCUCAUAGGUUAGAGGGGUUUUAUGGUCAAUGUUUUGGUGCAGAAUUUGUGGAAGUAAUAAAAGACUCUGCUCCUGUGGACAAAACCAAGUUGGAUCCUAACAAGGCCUACAUACAAAUCACGUUCGUGGAGCCCUACUUUGACGAGUAUGAGAUGAAAGACAGGGUAACCUACUUUGAGAAGAAUUUCAAUCUGCGGAGGUUCAUGUACACCACCCCCUUCACCCUGGAGGGGCGUCCCCGGGGAGAGCUGCACGAGCAGUACCGGCGGAACACGGUGCUGACCACCAAACACGCCUUCCCCUACAUCAAGACCAGGAUCAUCGUCAUCCAGAAGGAGGAGUUUGUUUUGACACCAAUUGAAGUUGCCAUUGAAGACAUGAAGAAGAAGACCCUGCAGUUAGCAGUUGCCAUUAACCAGGAGCCCCCUGAUGCUAAGAUGCUUCAGAUGGUGCUACAAGGUUCUGUUGGAGCAACUGUGAAUCAGGGACCACUGGAAGUAGCCCAAGUGUUUCUGGACAAAAUUCCAGCUGAUCCAAAACUCUAUCGGCAUCACAACAAGUUGAGAUUAUGUUUUAAGGAAUUCAUAAUGCGAUGUGGUGAAGCUGUAGAGAAAAACAAGCGUCUUAUCGCAGCAGACCAGAGAGAAUACCAGCAGGAACUCAAAAAGAACUACAACAAGCUUAAAGAGAACCUCAGGCCAAUGAUCGAGCGGAAAAUCCCAGAACUGUACAAGCCAAUAUUCAGAGUUGAAAGUCAAAAGAGAGACUCCUUCCACAGAUCUAGUUUCAAGAAAAGUGAGACCCAGUUGUCACAGGGCAGCUAAGGAAAGCUGUCUUCAAUCAUAGACUCACCCUGGAGAAGGACUCACUGGCACUUAAAGGAUAUUUGCCAUGCAGAACAGAUGCCAGACGCCCUGACCAGACAGCACUCUGCAAGCUUUGAGAUCCAAGUGCCCAAGAGAAUUACACCCAAAUAAAAUCUGUGGCCAGAUUGUGACCAUACUGGGGGCUGGGCAUGGUGGCAGAUGAUUAAUCUGGGAACGGGAGGGAUGUUUGUGUAUUUAUUAAAGCUUUUUUUUAUACAAUAUUACUCAAAAGAAGGCAUAAAUCCUAUCUCCUGCUGAGGGGGCAGUCACUGUCUGCCUGAGAGAUGACUUCUGCUGGUCCUUAUUUGGAUUUACAAGAUAAACCCAAAUUGUCUGAGGAAAAAUUGAGCAAUUGUCCACCAGCCUAUUCAAAGUGAACCACAUUCAUCCCCAUUUUACAGGAAAGGAGGUGAGCUGA